Molecule: messenger RNA, 1320 nt
Organism: Quercus robur (English oak)
Lineage: Eukaryota; Viridiplantae; Streptophyta; Magnoliopsida; Fagales; Fagaceae
Exons: 7
Coding region: 74-997 (307 amino acids)
Biological process (GO): regulation of DNA-templated transcription; DNA-templated transcription termination
Cellular component (GO): chloroplast
Molecular function (GO): RNA binding
Source: RefSeq, a predicted model, not a curated record
UCAAAGCAAUAAACGAUAACGAAAGAAGCGUUAUCCUCAAAACGCUCACGGUGAAGUCACAGCUCCAACAACAAUGGAAGCAAGCUCCUUCAUUUUCACCUAUCCUUCUUCUUCUCCUUCAAUUUCAAAAACCCACUUCGAGUUCAGCUUCCCCUACCCUUCUUUCCCACUCUCUUCUCCUUUACGAAGAUACCCUUGUACCAUUCACAAGAACACAGUCAAAUUGUUGUGUACCCGAACCACUCUUCGCAAUUCGGCUCUUACCAUCGAAGAAGAACAAGCUCAAGCUCAAGCUCUAGAGAAAUCCAAGGAUGCUCUCUCCACCUCAACCUCUUACAGAGACAUGUUGCCCAAGAUUGACAAGAGUGGCAGGUUUUGCAGUCCAAGAGCCGCCAGAGAACUCGCUCUGUCCAUAGUUUAUGCAGCCUGUUUAGAAGGUUCAGACCCAGUUCGGCUUUUCGAGAAGCGAAUGAAUGCACGACGAGAACCUGGUUAUGAAUUUGAUAAGGCUUCGUUAUUGGAAUACAAUCACAUGUGCUUUGGAGGGCCACCUGUUACAGUAGAGACAGUGGAAGAAGCAGACGAGCUUCUAAGCAAUGAUGAAAAGGAAACUGCAAUUGAAGCAGAAGUCCUUGCAGCUCCUCCAAAGUUGGUAUACAGCAAAUUGAUUUUGCGAUUUACUAGGAAAAUUUUGGUUGCAGUCAUGGAGAGAUGGGACAGCCAUGUGCUUGUCAUUGACAAAGUUGCCCCUGCAAAUUGGAAGAAUGAGCCAGCAGGCAGAAUCUUGGAGCUUUGUAUUCUUCAUUUGGCGAUGUCUGAGAUAACAGUGCUAGGGACACGGCACCAGAUUGUCAUCAACGAAGCUGUUGAUCUUGCUAAACGGUUCUGUGAUGGAGCAGCACCCCGUAUCAUCAAUGGGUGUCUCAGGACCUUUGUGAAAGACCUUGAAGGAACUGGUGUAGCUCAAGCCUUAGAUAAACAGAAAGUGAUCCGUUAAUGUCUGAAUUUUAGUUAUUUCAAUUACUGCUCCUUGCUUUUGCAUUGUUGAAACUUGAAACUCCCAUGACCAUUAGUGGACUGAAGAGUCUCAUUCAGGAUAUGCUGAUGCUGGGAAACCUCAAGGGAAAGUGAUUUUUGUCUCUCUUUAGGUGGAUUACUGCAUUUUCAGGCUCAAAAGUUAUAAUGGAAGGGAUGGCUUAGUGGGCAAUUUGUUAGUACCACUGUUGUAUUUAUAAUUAAAAAAAUUUGAGUAUUAUAAUGUAUAUGAUGAUGUUGUAAUUGAGAUAUUCAAAUACUAUACAAUGUUUUAAGUUUUGACUA